Messenger RNA from Pediculus humanus corporis (human body louse), 1677 nucleotides. RefSeq names its product single-minded, putative. Gene Ontology annotation, cellular component: nucleus; transcription regulator complex; cytoplasm. The record is from RefSeq and is a predicted model, not a curated record. NCBI's taxonomy places the organism in Eukaryota, Metazoa, Arthropoda, Insecta, Psocodea, Pediculidae. Bases 1 to 1677 code for a protein of 558 amino acids. Gene Ontology annotation, molecular function: RNA polymerase II transcription regulatory region sequence-specific DNA binding; DNA-binding transcription factor activity, RNA polymerase II-specific; protein dimerization activity. Gene Ontology annotation, biological process: regulation of transcription by RNA polymerase II. The transcript is spliced from 10 exons.
AUGAAAGAAAAAAGUAAAAAUGCAGCAAGAAAUAGGAGGGAAAAAGAAAAUGCUGAAUUUUUGGAAUUAGCAAAAUUAUUACCUUUACCAUCGGCCAUAACGAGUCAACUGGAUAAAGCAUCGAUAAUUCGAUUAACUACGAGCUAUCUUAAAAUGAGACAUUUUUUUCCAGAUGGAUUGGGAGAUGCUUGGGGAGCUGCACCACCCCCGAAUAAUCCAAGGGAAUCCUCGAUUAAAGAACUCGGAUCGAAUCUAUUACAAAAUUUAGACGGUUUUAUAUUUGUCGUGGCACCAGAUGGUAAAAUAAUGUACAUUUCCGAAACGGCAUCCGUUCAUUUAGGAUUGUCACAGGUUGAAUUAACCGGAAACAGUAUAUACGAAUAUAUUCAUCCACACGAUCACGAUGAAAUGAUAUCCGUUUUAACAAUGCAUCAACCACCGCCACAAAUGACGCACCUCGGUCAAGAAUUCGAAAUGGAAAGAGCUUUUUUCUUAAGAAUGAAAUGCGUAUUGGCAAAAAGAAAUGCUGGUUUAACUUCUGGAGGAUAUAAAGUUAUUCAUUGUUCUGGAUACUUGAAAGUGAAAUCAUUACCUAUGGAUACGACAUCAUACGAGGGUUGUUAUCAAAAUGCCGGAUUAGUUGCUGUCGGACAUUCCCUAACUCCAAGUGCCAUCACAGAAAUUAAAUUACAUACAAAUAUGUUCAUGUUUAGAGCUAGUUUAGAUCUUAGACUUAUAUUUUUAGAUGCCAGAGUAUCAAACCUAACAGGUUACGAACCUCAAGACCUUAUAGAAAAAACAUUGUAUCAUUAUAUACACGGCUGUGAUAUGUUGCAUAUGAGAAUUUCACAUCAUAUACUACUUUUUAAAGGGCAAGUCACGACUAAGUAUUUUAGGUUUUUAACUAAAGACGGUGGAUGGGUAUGGAUGCAAAGUUACGCAACCAUAGUACAUAAUACUCGUUCUUCUCGUCCUCAUUGUAUAGUUAGCGUCAACUACGUACUUAGUGAUUUAGAAGCCAAAGACUUAGUUAUAAAUCUAGCUCAACUACCGAGAAACGAUGUAGCAGCUGUUUCAGACCACUCAACAACAUCAUCGUCAUCAUCAUCAUCAUCAUCAUCCGCGGCUCCGACAAUAACUAAUAAUAAAUCAAGAGUCGCCGCGGCAGCCCCCCAACAACCAAGAAAUGUACGACAACAACCGGAGGAUGAUUAUAGUGAUUCUAGUGGUGGCCUCAGCGGUUACGAAUAUCCAACUUGGUACUCAUCCAUUGAGAACAACAGUUAUUAUCCAGAUUUAUUUAAUAGUUUCAAUCAGGAAGGUUUGAAUUCACAAGAAUCUCAACGUCCUUUUAGUUCAAGUCCUUCGUCAAGCAGUUCAAUCGAAAGCGAAUAUCAACAACAAGGACCAAUACAAAUUUCUAAUUCGCAGCAUCACGUAACAGAACAUUCAAUAUUAGAUCAAAUAACAGAUCAUCAUCACAUAUACGAUUCAUACGUAUCAUGCGGAUACAAUAACAAUCAUCAUCAGACGAACACGAGUCCUAGUUAUCAUCAUCAUCACGGACACCAAGAUAUAAAACCGUUACCGUCACACGUUGUCCCUCAAUUGGGAUACACGAGUGUCAUCGUGGAACCACAACAGUGUCACCAAAUGGCCAACGAAUUUGUACACUAA